AAUUUUUGAUGUUGGUCUAAAUAAUAAAUUGGCAAUUGGGACAUAAAUAAUAUUAAUUGCAAAUCACUCACCUUGCUGGACAAGUGCUGGAAUAUUCUAUAGAGCCAUGAAGUACAGAACAUUUUAUUUGGUCACUGUUUUGGUAAUUUUGGGGGUGCUGGUGGUUGAGCACAAGGCGGAGGAAGAAGAAGGAGAAAGUUCGGAAGUGGUGGACUCCUUGGAUUGGCACGAGUCUGUCUGUGUCGACCUCAACGGGGGGUACGGCCGGAAACCUGAUUUGGGAAUGACUUGCUGCAAAAACCAGACACUCUCACUGCCUACGGGUCUAGUCGAAAAUUUGUAUACGAAUUUUCAAUUGAUUAAUUGUGCCAAGGAUGUGGAAUCAAAAAGCAGUGAUUUAGCAACAACAUUGUGGAACGUUACGUUUUGUGUCUUCAAAAAUUCCUCGGCAUUCCCUCAAAAUAAGAUUACAUUUCCAAAUUUUUUGAAAUUUAUGACUACUGCGUAUCCAAAAGAUAUUGUUAAGGAACUCGAGACCAGUUCAAGCAAUUGUGAAAAAGAUGCGUCUAAAGAAAAAAAAACGAUAGCAAAGCUGAGAAAGUUUUUUGAAUGUUUUCAUAAACAUGAGAAAAAGGUGUGUGAUAAACCAUAUAAAUCUCCUAUUGUUUCUGAGAAAGAUAAGUUUGACAAGAAGCACGACUGUUCUGAGAUGGUGGGACUAAAUGGAGAUGAAAGGCGAAAAUAUUGUUGCAAAAAGCAAAGUAUUCCUUAUAACUUUCUCCAAUUUUAUCAAAUGUUCCCUCAAGAAGAAGAGCAUCAGCAAAUGUCUGAAAAUUGUUCAGAGUCCUUUAAAACCAAACAAUUAGAAUUGGAUCCAGAGUUGAAAAAAGCAAUCGAAAAAUUGGACAAUAGUUUUGAUGAGAGUCUUAAUAACACUUCAGAUGAGUCAGGUUCAAAUCCCAGAGAACUGCUCAUUAAUUGUGAGGUGGCAUGUUCCAUUCUAUCAUCAAACGAUUACUCUAUCAAGCACUUGGUAAUAAAUUUUGAUCAAAUUAUCACAAAUUUGACACGAAAUUUUGGGAAAACAGUUUCGACGGAUUUGACAAAAAUUUUAACCAGCCGGAAAUCAUUGAUGCAGUUCUCCAAGAAUUCGACACAAAAACUAACUUUUGAUGAGCUUAACAAAAAGUUUAAACCGGCUCCUGAACUAACAAAAAUAAAAUUCUACUGCGAGUUUGCUGAUAUCAUUAGACAGGAAGUCGAGAGAGCCCUUCACGAGUAUUGCUUUGACAAGGACUUUGCUGACAUUUGGUUUUCCAAGAAGAACCUCUGAAUUUUCCAUUAAAUUCAAAUGGACAUUAAUGUUUUUUUUCAUAGUGAAUUAAUUUGUUCGUCUACAUUUCCAUACUAAAUAUAACAUUUUUUUUGUAAAUCACAUAAAUAAACUCACGUCUUUGUGUUUGAUAAAACUCUU
This is a messenger RNA of Folsomia candida, 1474 nucleotides long. RefSeq lists its product as uncharacterized. NCBI's taxonomy places the organism in Eukaryota, Metazoa, Arthropoda, Collembola, Entomobryomorpha, Isotomidae. The transcript is spliced from 12 exons. Gene Ontology annotation, molecular function: odorant binding. Bases 107 to 1333 code for a protein of 408 amino acids. The record is from RefSeq and is a predicted model, not a curated record.